This is a messenger RNA of Orycteropus afer afer, 1348 nucleotides long. It is a transcript of the gene TRMO, whose product is annotated as tRNA methyltransferase O. The record is from RefSeq and is a predicted model, not a curated record. NCBI's taxonomy places the organism in Eukaryota, Metazoa, Chordata, Mammalia, Tubulidentata, Orycteropodidae.
CAGGCGCCAAGCCAUGGAGCACGGAAGCGGAAGGUUUGACGCGUCGACGGGCACCCAGGGGCCAGUAACCAUGCGCGGCUUGCAGGCGACAGGGCCUCGGCCCACAGCGACCUCGUGCGGGUGCGUGAAGCCGGCUCUGGAGACAGGAAAUCUGUUAACUGAGCCAAUUGGCUACUUAGAAUCAUGUUUCUCAGCUAAGAAUGGUACCCCAAGGCAGCCGUCCAUCUGUAGUCUUUCACGGGCUCGUUUAAGGAUUAGAAAGAGCAUCUUUAAUAAUCCUGAACAUUCCUUGAUGGGCCUGGAUCAGUUUUCUCAUGUUUGGAUUUUGUUUGUUUUUCACAAAAAUGGUCAUUUGAGCUGCAAGGCCAAAGUGCAGCCUCCUAGGCUGAAUGGCGCAAAGACUGGUGUUUUUGCCACGAGGAGCCCCCACCGCCCCAAUGCCAUUGGACUGACCCUGGCCAAGCUGGAAAAGGUAGAAGGUGGCGCUGUCUACCUCUCUGGGAUUGACAUGAUAGAGGGCACACCGGUGCUAGACAUAAAGCCCUACAUAGCUGACUAUGACUCGCCCCAGCGCCUGAUGGAGCCUUUAAGAGACUUUAAUUUACCAGGUGCCCAACACAAACCAGAAACUGAGUUUUGGUGUGGUGGCAUGACUGAUGACUGUGACCAGCAGCAGCUCCCAGGGUGCGAUGAACCACAGCCCGACAGUAGCACUGAGGAGAAACCCAAAGGGCCUGAAGACAGAACUCCUGAAGAAAAGCACCGGGAACAUGACACAGCAGAAAUUCUAAACUCGCCUAGGAACCAGGGGGAGAGGGCAGCAGGUUUGGGCUUAGAAUCAGGACGUGGUCAGAGUUGGAGUGCUGUAGAAGAGGCGAUUGGCUCACGUCAUCUGGAGGAGAGCUCUUCUGAGGAAGGGACAGAGAAGAGGCCACGGGCAGGGCAAGAGGCCGAGAUCCUACAAGGAGUCAGUGGAGAAACGCAGCCUGGGGCCCUUCGCCACCCUGCCGGGGCUGCCCCUGAAGCCCGCCACAGCGUGGUUCCCAGCUGGGUGAGAGAGGCACCUGUGCCCACAUUAGGGGUUCGGUUCACUCCUCACGCCGAGAUGGAUCUCGCACACCUCAGCUCAGAUGUCAGUCAAAGUGUGUUUCGGUAUUUCCGGUCGGCAGAGGAAGCAAAGCGUGCUAUUGAGGCUGUGCUGGCAGCCGACCCUCGGUCUGUGUAUCGACGGAAGCUCUGCCGGGACCGUCUUUUCUACUUCACGGUGGACACAGCGCACGUCACUUGCUGGUUUGGCGAUGGCUUUGCAGAAGUCCUCAGGAUCCGGCAUGCUUCUGAGCCUGUUUAG